This is a messenger RNA of Anastrepha obliqua, 2628 nucleotides long. RefSeq lists its product as uncharacterized. The coding region runs from base 607 to 2139 and encodes 510 amino acids. The transcript has 4 exons. Lineage: Eukaryota; Metazoa; Arthropoda; Insecta; Diptera; Tephritidae. The record is from RefSeq and is a predicted model, not a curated record.
ACAAUUGGGGCAAAAUUCAACGAGUUCGUUUCUUUAAACCAACACGUGUUUUACGUCUAUUGAAGACUCUUUGUUUCAUUCGAUACUAAUUUAUUUACGUACUUUGUUACGUACGUAUAAGAAUCUAAAAAUAAAUUUGAACUGUGUGCGCAAAUUAGAGCAAAUAGCUGGCUGUCGCAAUUCAACUUGCAAACGAUGGCACCACUCGUCCUCACUUAUAAAAAUGCAACACUGAGAGCCAUUGUGGUUAAUAGCUAUUCGUUAAAAAGAAGCGAGUAAGUAAGCUACACGAAUGCGCGGCGUUACGUUGUGAAGUGGAAAAAUUGUUUCAUAAAAAUUGCAUGUUUUCGUGUAUAAUUGAUAUACAAAUUUAGGAAAAAAGUGAUUUCGAUAAGUAGUAGUUGUGCAAGCGAUAAAAUUAUAUCGAAAAUUCGUAGUUACUUUUGCGAGAACAUUAAAGCAAAAAAGCGCUUUGGAGGAAAAAUUCGUUGUGAAUCACGUACAUAUAAUACAUUUAAAUCACAAUAAAACAAAAACUUCGUAUAAGUGCAAAUAAUUGUGGAUUGAGUUUAUUAUUGAGAAAAUUUAUUAACACAAAUUAAAACAAUGUCUGAGGUUGCGAAUAUUGAUAAAAUUGAGCAGAAUACUGUACCAGUGGAACAGACCGUAGUCGAAGUGGAGGCAGCGAGUACACCAACGUCGGCUGAGGCAGAGACGGCGGCUUCACCCGAAAAGCAAGUGGUCAACAACAGCAUCGAGGCUGAAUCUGCGGCAGGCGAUGCUGGUACGAGCGCUGCGGAGGCGGCCAAAAUAGAGGAAUCUUCACCAAAAGUGGAGAGCAAGAAGACACCCGUAAAGCGCACUCCAUCGAAACGGAUGUCUUUCAUAGAACGGGCACAAAAAGAAAGUGAAGAGCUAGUUAAGAAUAUGGGCGGCAGUUUAGAAUUGGAUGGUGGUCGUCGUACGCGCUCAAGCACACGUGGCACACCAACUCGCGCUACAGCUGUGUCAACUCCACCCCCUGCCAAAAAGGCACGUACCUCGCCCGCUAAUGCUAGCAACACACCGUCCCGUGGCCGUGGACGUGGUCGAAAAAUAGACAUAUCAGAAGAUUCGGAAGAGGCUAAAGGGUUAGCUGAGCCACCAUCGGCAAAAACACCGGAAAAAUCAGAAACCCCAGACAAAAAACAGGAUCCGGCAGAUAAACCCAAUAACAAAGUGUCAGAAUCGAUUGAUGAAUCAUUACCACCCGCCGAGGUCUCGGAAAAGUCCAUAGAAAGUAAAGGAGAAGAAGCGGUGGCAUCUGCUUCAAAUAUAGAUGAGUCAGAGGAUAAAACAGAUGCCAAAGCUGACAUGGAACCUAUUUCAGAAGAACAACAGAAUGAUGACGAACAAGUAACCAGCAAAGAAGCCGAAGCGGAAGCCCCAUUAGUACAGAAAGAUGAUGAAACACCAAUGGAUACAGGGGAAUCUGUUCCUGCGGAAGAGCCUUUAGCGGAUAAAGUUGUUCCAGAGCCAACACCAGCAGGAGCAGAAGAGCCGACAAAAUUGGAAAGUACAGCAGAAAAAACAACAGCAUCAACUACCGAGCAAUCAGCUCCAAUCGCGGUGCCAAAACAGCUUACACCAGAACCCAUGGAUGUUGAUUCGAAUUCUAAGAGUAGUGAUGUUGAGCUAGUUGAAUCUGCGGCACCUGCUACGUCUGAAGAUUCAGUUGAAGUAUCAGUACCGGCAUCAGCUGCAGUUGAGAGUACCGCGCCGCUUUCUGGAACUGAAACAAUUCAGGAGGCUAAAUGUGUUAACACAAAUAUCAUAGAUGCAGAAUCGGCGGUCAACGCCAAUAACAUUGAUAACACGGAAGCCGAUAUUGUUGAAGUUGCCUCACAAGCGCCGGCUCCUUGUGAUGUGGGGAGCGUAGAAUAUAAUGCAAAUACGUUAAAUGCAACGAAUGAAGUUGCCGCUAUCGCAAAAACUGAAACAACUGUAGACGUUGCCAACCAACCUGCUGUAGCAGAAAGCGAAGUCAAUGCUAACAAUGAUGAUAGUGCUAAGUCAGGAAAUGAUUUAUGUGUCCCAAAAGUUGUAUCGCCAUCGAUAAACAAUGCAAAUAACGAUGGUGGUGUAGCAACGAUAUUGUAAAUUCGUAAUACUUGGACGUCAAAAAUUGCUAUAGCAGUCGACAGUAAAAAUGCCAUGAUGUGCAACAAUAGUUAAAACAACUGCAAUACGGACAACAUCAUCAAAAUUCAAAGUGGAGCAAAAGGGACAACCAUAAAAGUUAAUGAGUUGCCAAGUUGGCAAGCCAUUUUUUAAAGCACGAAUGUCUACCACACAACCCGCCUGAAAUAUUUUUACUGAACGUUUAGUUUUAUUUUUAUUUUUGUUUUCUUUUUUUAUCUUUUCUCUAUUUUCAUGGCAAAAAUUUAAUUGAUUAAAUUGUAUUGCCUUUCACCGGAUAAGUGUCAAUAUGUCGCUAUAAAUAUUCAUUUUUUCUAAUUGGACAACAGAAAACAAAUAAAUGUAUAAUAAUAUAUAUUAUAUAUAUAAUUAUAUGCAGAAGAUAAGCAAAAUCUACAACUAUUUUAGAUGAUAAUGACCAUGCAAAACAAUAAACAACCUAAACAAUCA